This is a messenger RNA of Raphanus sativus (radish), 1488 nucleotides long. Its product is annotated as heat stress transcription factor C-1. Gene Ontology annotation, molecular function: DNA-binding transcription factor activity; RNA polymerase II cis-regulatory region sequence-specific DNA binding. The transcript has a single exon. Gene Ontology annotation, biological process: regulation of transcription by RNA polymerase II. The record is from RefSeq and is a predicted model, not a curated record. Lineage: Eukaryota; Viridiplantae; Streptophyta; Magnoliopsida; Brassicales; Brassicaceae. Bases 438 to 1346 code for a protein of 302 amino acids. Gene Ontology annotation, cellular component: nucleus.
GAACUUUUGUUUGCAAGAAGAAAAUGUGGCCUAUAUAACACCACUUAUUGAGAUAUUCUUAUAGAUUUUAUGGUACAUUUGGAAAUUACAUAGUGACAGCUUUUAAUGGAGAGAAUGUAUCACCAAUUGACAAAGUUUUUAACGGAGAUAAUGUAACACCAAUUAAAGUCGUUGCUUCCUUCCAUAGAUCCAAAUGGACUAUUGCCAAGUUAGUAACAUGAAGCACCUGCAUGGGUCCUACACUUGCCCGCGACACCGCAAAAGCAAAGCCACGUCACCCCGUCUCACUGUCAACACUUACUACAAUACUAUUUCCCAUUUCAUUUUGCCUAUCUAUUUUGUUUAUAUAAACCCACAAGCUGCCUCCUUAAUUUUUCUUUACCAACAGCAAACAUAUAAAUCAAAAAGAAAAAGAAAAAAAAAAAAGAGAGAAAAAAAUGGAGGACAAAAAUAAUAACACAAACGUGAUCGCACCUUUCGUUGCGAAGACAUAUCAGAUGGUCAACGAUCCUUCGACCGAUUGGCUCAUCACCUGGGGACCUGCCCACAACAGCUUCGUCGUCGCUGACCCUCUCGACUUCUCUCAACGCAUCCUCCCUGCUUAUUUCAAACACAACAACUUCAGCAGCUUCGUUCGUCAGCUCAACACCUACGGGUUUAGAAAAGUGGAUCCGGACCGGUGGGAGUUCGCGAACGAGCAUUUCCUCAGAGGUCAGAAGCACCUUCUCAAGAACAUAGGGCGUAGGAAACACGCGCGUGGGAUGAUGUACGGUCAGGAGGUGGAGGACAACGGCGAGGUCGUGAAGGAGAUCGAACGGUUGAAAGAUGAGCAGAGGGAGCUCGAGCUGGAGAUUGAGAAGAUGAGCCAACGGAUCGAGGCGACGGAGAAGAGGCCGGAGCAGAUGAUGGCGUUUCUCUACAAGGUCGUUGACGAUCCCGACCUCCUCCCGAGGAUGAUGCUCGAGAAGGAGCGGACAAAGCAAGUCUCCGACAAGAAGAAGCGCCGUGUCACGGUGAAGUCAGAGGAUCAAGAGGAAGAAAACGGGAGGGUCUUUGGCGUGGUCCCACCGUCGCCUUCACCGCCGGAGAAUUCGAUGGGAUGGGUUGUUCCGAUGCGAUUUGGUAGUUACAACGAGACGGGUCUGGUGGUGAACUCGAUGAUUUCCACUUCGUCGAGGUCGUCAUCGUUAACGUCGACGUUGUCGUUGCCGGAUAGCGUAAACGGAGGAUGUGGGAGUGUUCAGGGAGAGACAAGGGACAAAGAAGCGGCGACGUUUGGAGGAGUGGUAGAGUCAAAUCCACAAACACCACCUUAUCCGUUUUCUUUAUUUCGAGGUGGCUUUUAGGCUAGCUUCACAUGAAAUAUGAUCUUCCGUUCUUCUUAAUAUUAUUAUUUUUUUUUUUGUCACUUUUUUCUUAAAUUAUUUGUAAUGUAUAACCAACCAAAAAAUAAAUAGGACAGAUCGAUAGUUAUUACUCCUUCUGUUU